UUCCGUACUGCCCAGACGGCCCGGGAAGUUCUGCACGUGGCCGCGUGAGGAACCACGAUGAGGACCCUGGUGCCCCGGAGUCUGGAGAUGGAGCGGGAGCAGGUGUCAUUUGAGGACGUAGCCAUGGACUUCACCCGGGAGGAGUGGCAGGACCUGGAUGCUGCCCAGAGGACCCUCUACAGGGACGUGAUGCUGGAGACCUACAGCAGCCUGGUGUCCUUGGGGCACUGUCUGAACAAACCUGAGUUGAUCUUCAAGCUGGAGCAAGGACUUGGGCCAUGUACUGCAGCGGAAGCCUCGGACAGGAGCCUCCCAGAUCUUCCUAUAUUGACUAUCCAGAAUGUGACCAGCCAGGAAAAUCAUAAGGUGCAUUUGUGGGAAGUUGAAACUCUCCAAACCAAGGCAUCAAGUGAGAAGACUAGCUAAAGAAGGAGCAGAAGACCCAUCCAGGGUCAAAGUCCU
Messenger RNA from Microtus ochrogaster (prairie vole), 462 nucleotides. RefSeq names its product zinc finger protein 809-like. The coding region runs from base 58 to 426 and encodes 122 amino acids. The transcript is spliced from 5 exons. Gene Ontology annotation, biological process: regulation of transcription by RNA polymerase II. The record is from RefSeq and is a predicted model, not a curated record. NCBI's taxonomy places the organism in Eukaryota, Metazoa, Chordata, Mammalia, Rodentia, Cricetidae. Gene Ontology annotation, molecular function: RNA polymerase II cis-regulatory region sequence-specific DNA binding; DNA-binding transcription factor activity.